Cornus florida is the source of this 2701-nucleotide messenger RNA. RefSeq names its product two-component response regulator-like APRR1. The record is from RefSeq and is a predicted model, not a curated record. The transcript is spliced from 7 exons. Gene Ontology annotation, biological process: phosphorelay signal transduction system; cytokinin-activated signaling pathway. The coding region runs from base 504 to 2240 and encodes 578 amino acids. Lineage: Eukaryota; Viridiplantae; Streptophyta; Magnoliopsida; Cornales; Cornaceae. Gene Ontology annotation, molecular function: protein binding.
CCGUCAGUCCUCUAUCCGGCGCACGUUAGCCACCACCCCUACCAACAACGCAAUUCAACAGGAGUUGUAUAUUUUAUUACCAGGAAGUUGAGGCCAGACGACUUACAAGCGAAGAGAGGGACUCGAAAGCUUUUUACUCCUCUGCCUAUGGAUCAACGACUAUUCCUUACCGACAGAUUUUAUCCUCGCUAACGUGCGCUGCAUCGCCUGUGAUCGAAAUCCAGCCUCUGAUUUUCCUGAUCUGUCAAUCUCCACCGUCGGAUAGUAUUAAUAGCCUCAGUUGCCUUCCCUGUAACUUAUGGCUGAGUGAUAACGUGCGCGACCGGAGUUUUUUUCUCUCUUAUACACUCUCUGCGAAUUAGGUUUAUGUGACGUGAGGAUUCUUGUAAAGACGACUCUGAUCUCUCGACGAAGUCUACAGUCUAAACCCUAAUUUCAAUUUCUCCCUCUACUACAUAGAUGAGAGAGGUUGGUGCGCGUUUGUGAUUGGUUGAAUUGCGACUAUGGAGAGGAAUGAGAUUGUGUGGGGCAGAGACGGUGCAGGUGGUGCUGGUGGUCGUGGCCGCAGCGGCGGAGGUGGAGGUGGAGGUGGAGGUGGGAAUAAUUGUAAAAGCGGUGAUGCGUUUAUCGAUCGCAGCAAAGUGAGAAUUUUGCUGUGCGACAACGAUAACAAGAGUGCAGAAGAGGUGCUCACGCUUUUGUGCAAAUGCUCCUAUCAAGUAACUUCAGUGAGGUCAGCCAGACAGGUGAUUGAUGCACUAAAUGCUGAGGGGCCUGAUAUAGACAUUAUUCUUUCCGAAGUUGACAUUCCCAUGGCCAAAGGCUUUAAGAUGUUGAAAUACCUUAUGAGGGAUAAAGAAUUGCGACGCAUUCCUGUGAUCAUGAUGUCGGCUCAGGAUGAGGUCUCUGUUGUUGUCAAGUGCUUGAGACUCGGAGCAGCUGAUUAUCUUGUCAAACCUUUACGCACUAAUGAGCUGCUAAACUUGUGGACUCACAUGUGGCGAAGACGGCAAAUGCUUGGAUUGGCAGAAAAGAACAUCUUCAACUAUGAACCUGAACUGAUGGCAUCAGAUCCUAGUGAUGCUAACACAAACAGCACUACUUUGUUCUCAGAUGACACAGAUGACAAGUCCUGGAGAAGUGCCAAUCCAGAAAUGUGCAUGUCAGCUCAUCAGGAAGAUGAGUCUAAAGCUGCCAUUGCUGCUGCUACUGUAGAGCCUCCACUUGCAGAUGCACUGGACUGUCGGCCUGAUAUGCCUGGAAUCAGUGACCAGCAAAUAGGUCAGUUUUCAGCAUUUUCAAAUAGGAGUGAACUAAAGAUUGGUGAGUCUUCAGCCUUCUUUACAUAUGUCAAAUCAAGCAUGUUCAAAAGCAAUAUCCAAGGGGUUGCUACUGUUGAUGAAAAUGUUCCCCAGCACUUGAGUACUGAAAAUAAAGUUGGCACACCUGGUGGACAAGUUGGGAAAGAAACCCAAGAACAUGAAAACAGAGAGGCAUCACAAGACAAUUCACUUGGAGAUGACUUUCCAAGCAGUAACAGUAUCCCUGAAUCUCUUUCUGUGGAGACGUCAUCUACCCCACCUGCACAAUUGGAAUUUAUACAACAAAGGAACUCAAAGAUGGAAGAGUUAUCUCAGGUGCAUAUGCAUCCAAGAAAUGAGUCUCACUAUGAUGCUUCAGGUUUCCAUGCGCAAACUGCUUAUCCAUAUUAUAUUCCAGGGGUAAUGAAUCAAGUUAUGAUGUCAUCAUCAGCAGAAAUGUAUCUAAAGAACCUGCAAGGUCUACAAAACCAUGCUACUUCAGCUAUGUUGACUCAACACAAUCAUAUUCCACAGUGUCAUCAUAUACCAGGAGUGGCAUCAUUUCCCUAUUACCCAAUUAAUUUAUGCCUACAACCAGGCCAGAUGCCUACUACCCACCCAUGGCCAUCAUAUGGAAAUGCAUCUUCCAAUGAAGAAAAAUUAGGUAAAGUUGACAGGAGAGAGGCAGCUUUAAUCAAGUUUAGGCAGAAGAGAAAGGAACGUUGUUUUGACAAGAAGAUUAGAUAUGCCAACCGAAAACGGCUUGCCGAGAGGCGGCCUCGUGUUCGGGGACAGUUUGUGAGGAAGAUAAAUGGUGUAAAUGUGGAUCUUAAUGGGCAGCCUAUUUCUGUUGAUUUUGAUGAGGAGGAAGAAGAGGAUGAGGAAGGGCAUACAGCUCAGGAUUAUUCUCCUGCGGAUGAUGCUUCAAUGUGUCGAUAAAGAAUUAGUGUUCAUCGAGGAAGGAUCUUUCAGGAUGGAUCUUUCAGUUCCCUAUGAGUGCUUCAGUGUGUGGGAAUGUUGUUUGAGGGUCACAGACUCACUUCAGUUUUGCAACCAAAUGGUUCCCCUGGAUUUCAAUUAAACUGGCCGGCUAAUGUUAUCAUCAGUAACUUUCCUCAUUUAAUGCCAAGUUGAUACUUUUGUUUCUCCUUGCUUUAAGUGAUAGUCUUAGAAGGCGCUACCAUAAGGGCCAUUAGACAAGGUACCUCAUGAAGUUGUGGAUACCAGGGCUAGGAAGUUAUGUAACACAAUAUUUGUUGUCUAUAUCCGAAAAGUUUCAUGACAUUGCCCAUCUUGGAUGAAUGUUAAAAAUGUCAAAGUUGUUGAUUAUGUACUCACAUUUUCAUGAGAACAAUAUGAUUAAUAUAUAUAUAUGAUCAGGCUUCAUAUGAUUGGAUUUA